AUGAAAUUGAUUUUGAUAAUAAAUUUAUUUGAAAUAUUUGAUCCAUCAACUAGAAAUAAUUUAUCAAUAAAUUGAUUAUUUAUAAUAUUACCAAUUAUUAUUUUUCCAAGAAUUUUUUGAUUAAUUCAAUCACGAAUUAUAUUUAUUAUAAAAACACUAAUAAAUUUUAUAUAUAAUGAAUUUAAAGUUGUUUCAAAAUCUAAAUAUCAAUCUAAUAUUAUUAUUUUUAUUAGAUUAAUACUUUAUAUUAUAAUUACUAACAUUUUUAGAUUAAUUCCUUAUGUUUUUACAUUAACAAGACAUCUACUUUUAAAUAUAAUUUUAUCAUUAACAUUAUGAUUUAGAUUUCUAAUUUAUUUAAUUUAUAAUAAUUAUAUUAUAUUCCUUAGUCAUUUAGUUCCAUUAAAUUCACCAGUAUUUUUAAUAAACUUUAUAGUAAUUAUUGAACUUAUUAGAUUAAUUAUUCGACCUUGAACAUUAUCAAUUCGAUUAUCAGCAAAUUUAAUUUCUGGACAUUUAAUUUUAACAUUAUUAGGAAUUUUUAUUAGAAACUUUAUUUCAAUUUUACCAAUUAAUUUAAUAAUUCAAAAUAUACUUUUAACUUUAGAAAUUUUUAUAUCAAUAAUUCAAAGUUAUGUAUUUUCAAUUCUUUUAAUUUUAUAUUUCUCUGAAUCAAAUUAA
Apis mellifera (honey bee) is the source of this 681-nucleotide messenger RNA. Lineage: Eukaryota; Metazoa; Arthropoda; Insecta; Hymenoptera; Apidae. The record is from the annotation of a RefSeq genome assembly.